Brassica rapa (field mustard) is the source of this 2275-nucleotide messenger RNA. RefSeq lists its product as uncharacterized. The record is from RefSeq and is a predicted model, not a curated record. Lineage: Eukaryota; Viridiplantae; Streptophyta; Magnoliopsida; Brassicales; Brassicaceae.
AGGACCGGUUUCGGAUCCUGGAUCGAAUUCUGGAGAGCUGGAGCUUGGAUCCUCUGAUCCACAAGCUAUGGAUGCGGAGAAGCCUGUUUAACUGAUGUGCCUGUGAUGGAGAUCUCUCUUGAAGCUGACACAAAACCUGAAGUCAAUGUCUUGACGACACCUAGAAUAGCAGGUUUGGUGGUCUGUCUCACGAUUUUGUCUGAUUAAUUAUAAUUUCUAAUGUUUGUGUGGAUUUAAGUGAAGUGGUGACGGAUGGUGAGAAGUCGAAGGCGGGGAAGAAGCGAGCUAAGGCUCCAUGGACAAAGCUACUUUCUCAGUAUUCUCAGAACCCACAUCGUAUCAUUAGGGGCCAUGUAUUCAAUGUUAGAGGUCGAGGAUGUGAUUUAUCUAUCAAAAUCAAUCUGUGCCCAGCACCCUGUGUGAAAUCAAGCAGUCUGAUGUAAGGACAUCUUAUUUGCCCCUUUUUUUUUAUCUCAGUUUCUUUAAGGUACAAAAGCCUUUUUCUUACGUAAUUAUUGUGCAUCAUGGAGGUCCAUCGGUUGCAACUCUGGAGAUAUAGGUAUGUCUCACCACCUUCUCUUCUCUGUUAAAUAGAACUUUUUUUUUGUGCAACUCUGUUAAAUAAAACUAUAUAUGAUAAGAUUGUCCGAAACAUUUAGCCACCCAAACUUUACAUAUUGCAGGUUUAGAAAAAGAUGAUGAGAUUCAUGUAGAAAUCCUUACCUCCGUCACUACCAACCACCAAGGUCAGCAAUUCAAAAAAAUAAAACUGGCACCUUCCUCAAUUGAAAAAUUCCUAGCCAGACAAAUCAAAUUUUGAAACAGGAAGGACGUGUUGAUCACAAAUUCUCAGACGGACAGCUCAAAGCUCGAAGAGAAGAAAGCUUUUAUAUUUACUUCAUUAACGAACACAAAACAUGGUCCAAUUUAUUAGUGCAUUUUCAAUCUAUGUAAUUUUAUAACAUCAGUUUUUUUCUUUAAAAUAUAAAUUUAGUAAAAAAAACUAAAAAUAUAGUUCACCAUAUACAAAAGGUUAAAAAUAUAAAAAGAAAAUUCAUAAAUGCAAACAAAAAUUAAGAUUUUAGUUUUUCACACCACAUAAAAACCAACAAAAAUAGAAAAUAAUAAACUGAAUUUUAUAAAAUAAAAAUGUGGCUUAUCAAAUUAAAAACUGAAGGAAAUGAUAAAUAAUCAGAUCAAAUUAAAAACUUAGUCUACGACCACGCGCAAGCGAGAGGGUUCUGCCCCUAGUUAGAUCAAUAUUACAUUUAUCUAAUUAUAUUUUAAUUUAUGUUUACCAAUUGAAUAUAUCUGGGGUUCUGGAUAUUAUGAUGAAAAGUUCUUAAAUUUGAACUCUUCGACACUCUCUCUCAUGUCUUUCACUAUCUUUUUUAAAUACUAGAAACUCAUUGAGAAAAGCAAUGGAUGGGCUCUGAAUUGCAUAAAUUACUCCCACCAAUCUGCUCCGUAGAAAAUUAAAUUAGACACUUUCCCAAAAAAAUUUGUAGCCUGCCUAAAUUUUCUCAUUGCCGCUUCCAUCAAAUAGUCUAAAAAACGAUUGGUCAGAGUCUAAUCCAUAACUGUAUAAAUCGAAACAUUAUCCUCAUCAAUCUCACAACAAUAACAAUUCAAAUUCACACAUGAUUAACAGCAACAAAAUGUCUACAAAAUUUAUCCUUCUACCUUUUCUUCUCCUAAUCAUGUUUGUCACUUCAUCUCAAGCAAGUCGUCAACUAUGGGAUAGUGAAUUCCACGAUUUUUUCUCCAAAUCCGGGUUCCAUGGGAUUAAUAAGGUUCACGGGAUUCAAGGGUUUCAUCAUGGGACUCAUGGGAUUCCUAAGUUUCCCGGAACUGGAAAUUUUAUGAGUGGCGUACAUACAUGCAGCAUGCAAGGACCUUGUAAAGGUAAGAAGUUGAAGUGUCCUGAGACGUGCUACAAAUCAACCAACGUUAACAAGGAAGGUUAUAAAAGCACUAGCAAGAGCGGAGGAUGUUCAUUUGACUGUACGACCAAGUGUAGCGCCACUUGUUCAUCAUAACUGAAACAUAUACAUGUUCUAGCUUAUGUUAUGUUAUCUUAUAGUCUAUAUAUAUAUAAAUCUGUGUUCAUUUGACUGUACGACCAAGUGUAUAUGACUCUGUUUAAAACAGCAUUUGUAUUGGAGACUUUGUUUCUCUUUUGUACGUAUUACUUUUGAUUAGUAUCUUUCUAUCAUUCUCUAUGUACAUAAUAUGGUUAUGAGUUAUGAAUAAAACAAAAUUUUGUGUUUCUCAA